AGUUUCAGGAUGGCUGAAAAUGCCGGUCAUCCCGUCACUGAUGUUUCUCUUCGGCCACUAAUUACUGGUUUGUCACCUAAAGAAGGAGUUCCAGGGACACAAAUUAAAAUUCGUGGCGAGAAUCUUGGGAGGAGUCAGUCGGAUAUGAUUGCUUUAUCCAUCUGUGGAACUGACUGCUUAAUGUCGGCGAAGUGGAAAUCGUCCUCUCUGAUUAUAGCACGUAUUGGGCAAGCAAAACGUGGUGUCGGAGAGGUAGUCCUUCUAACAAAAUCAAUGGGAAAAAGUACCUCAAAUGUCACAUUUCGUGUUUUUAUCGUGCAGGUUGGUCCGUUAGAGGAAAGUGCUGUUUGGGUGGAUGAAACAAGAACGGUUCCUGGUCGUGAAGUUGUCCGUAAUGUUCCCGAAACAACAGUUGCACUGGAUGCAUUAGGAUUGACGGUCGAACCGUAUAAAAAAAUGGACCAGAUAUCUCUAAUGCAAAUGUUUCCGGAAGGCUCAGGCAACCUUCGAAUGGAAAAUUUCAACGCAGCUUGGUACUUGCUCGAAAAUCAUCGUGGAACUAAACUUUCCGACCUCAGAGAAGGAUUAAUGUAUUUAACACAAAGCACUAAAGAGGGUGAAAAAAGCAGUUCUGAUUUGCAUCGUGCUAAUCUGUACUCACUGAUUAACUGCGUUGAUACACUGGCAACACUUCAUGAUAACAUGCAGCUGGAGAAACAUGCUCGUGGUUGGCCGCUCACAAAAAAUAUUUCUGAGAAGCUGGCUAAAUCAUACACAGCAGCAAAUGCAGUAUUCCAUGAGGUUUUAACAAGGAAAGAUCGAGCGGAUGCUACACGAAAUGCCUUAUCAGUGCUUACUCGUUUCCGAUUCAUUUUUUUCCUCUCCAGUGCUAUCGAUCAAAAUUUAUCAAAAGGUGAAUAUUCAACCAUUCUGAAUGAUUAUACUCGUGCGAAGUCACUCUUCAAGGAUACUGAAGUGUCACUGUUUAAGGAGGUGAUGGCUAACUUGGAUCAGAAAAUGGAAAUAUUUAAGAGAAAUAUGAAGCAGCGUUUGAUCGAUAUGCCUACUUCAUUUGAAGAUCAAAGUAAACUAAUCAAAUAUCUGAAAGUUCUUGAACCGAAUUCAGAUCCAGCAUGGGACUGCAUUACAGCGUAUCAUUGUUGGUUAGAAGAUCUUUUGUGGCAAACGCAAAGAAAGCAUCUGAAUUUAGCACUUGGCCAGGUCAACAGUAAGAAAGAUUCGUCGGGUAUAUUCUUAUUAGUUGAAGAAAACUCGCAUAACCUUCACGAUUUUGUUCAAGAAAUGGUUGAUCUUAUUACCGACAAAUUACAAACAUUCUGGAAGCUUUCGCAAAUAUACUCUUCAUCAGUUACAAAUCUAACAUCGGUGGAUCGUUUAUGCGAUAUUAAUCAAAUGCUCAUAAAUACAAUCAAUGUUUCGUCUUGGCUGAUACUGAAUGCAUUAGUACCUGAUGCCUUACCUGAAUCAGUUUUACAAAAAUACAGCGAACAGUUCGCGAAAUGGCCACUUAUCACUUCAUCGCCUCUCACGCAUCAGUUAUUUUCAUCAUUAAAAGUUUUGAGGUCAUGUGUAAGUUUCAUGCUAGAUUGUAAUUUUACCUCGGAGCAGCUGCAGCCACUGUUGGAGCUUUGUGUUACCAUUCGAUUAAAAUGUUUAUCAAAAGUAAUUGAAAGAGUUACUCAGGGAGUAAUUAACUCAGCAAAUGGAGAAAUAUGGAAACUGGAAUGUACGGGUUUGUCGAAAACUAUUUUACCAGAUCUGUAUGAAACCGAGGUGAAUGAUAGCAUGGGACAAAUACGACAAAUACUUUCAUCAUCAAAUUACCCUGGUGAACUGGAUUUGUUCAGCAGGGAACGGUUUCGUUCGAUGUUGGUUGAUUUGUUUACGAUGAUUCUCACUUCAGUUCGUGAUUGUAUAGAGAAUGUUCUACAGUUGAGAGGUUGUGUAAAGCGUCCAUCAGCUUUAUUCAAUGAAGGAACUGCUAGCAGCCGAAAGCUGCUCAUUGCUAUAUGUAACAUUGAGUAUAUACUCGCUAAUUCUUUGCCCGCAUUGUGUCGUCGCUUAGCUGAGAAUGGUGUCAAAUAUGGUGAUAUCAUAUUCGAAAAAAGCAAAGGACAAUUAUUAUUGUUUCGACAGAACUUGAUGAAAUAUUACUUGCAAAUAAAAUGUGCUACGUUUAGUUCUAUGUUUGGAUCGGCUAAUUAUGAUGAUCUACCGAAUGAAGAGGCAUCAGAUUACAUAAAAGAGCUCGUCAUGUAUCUAAUAUUCAUCCAAUCAGAAAUAUGCUUACUCGCUCCACAUCUCAUGCGCGAGAUCCUUAGUCCAAUAGUACAAAAUGCAUUUGACCAUCUAAUUGAUCGACUGGAUCAUUUGCAAAAUAUGUCGUUGAAGCAAACCACACAAGUUGCCAUUGAUGUUACUGCGUUAGAGGAAAGUGUACAAAAUUUCUUAUCGCUGGAAACAAGGACUGUUGUGAAUUCAUCCCGGGCCAAACUUGUCAACAGUUUGGAUCAGUUGCUUUUCCAACGAAGUCUCCGUAAUUUUCGCGCUGCAAUGCGAAUGGCUAUUGUAAGUUUGAACUGGGACCAUACAGAUGCAAACGAUUCGUCUGAUAUAUGAGCGUGAAAAAAACCAUGGUAGUUGAAAGGGAACUGUAUUAUAAUCACUUUCAGUUUGUUGUUUAGAACCAUACGUUACAUUCUCAUAACAUUAUGAUGUGGAAGAUAAUGCACGCAGAGAAGGAUAUUAGCUUGCUGUGCUAAGGGGAAAGGCAACAGCAACCAGAGUCAUAAAAUCCAAACUGUGCGCGUUUAUCAAAUGUUGUUUUGCAAUCCUGUUCUCAUUCGAAGUUGUAUGACCAUUUUCAAGUCCUAACUUGUGAAAAGUAAAGUCAUGUGAAA
This is a messenger RNA of Loa loa (African eye worm), 2921 nucleotides long. RefSeq lists its product as hypothetical. Gene Ontology annotation, biological process: exocytosis; Golgi to plasma membrane transport. The record is from RefSeq and is a predicted model, not a curated record. Lineage: Eukaryota; Metazoa; Nematoda; Chromadorea; Rhabditida; Onchocercidae. The transcript has 20 exons. Gene Ontology annotation, cellular component: exocyst. The coding region runs from base 10 to 2640 and encodes 876 amino acids.